Oppiella nova is the source of this 885-nucleotide messenger RNA. Lineage: Eukaryota; Metazoa; Arthropoda; Arachnida; Sarcoptiformes; Oppiidae. The record is from the annotation of a GenBank genome assembly.
AUGGCUUUGCAAUCACUUCACGGACUGCCGACGAAUCCGUCGUUUGGAUCACUGGACAGAUCGCUGGACGUGAACGCUGUCCAAGAGUUGGCGGCGUUUGACACGACAUGUCUGGCGAUGCCAUCCGUGGACUCGUUUGAUAUGAACCACUUGUACGACGCGAACGACACCCACAAGAAGAUCGACAUCCAUAUGGAUAAGGGAACCACUACUCUGGCGUUCAAGUACAGGGGAGGUGUGGUGGUGUGCGCGGACAGUCGUGCCACCGGUGGUCAGUACAUAGGCUCGCAGUCCGUCAAGAAGAUCAUAACCAUCAAUAAGUAUCUGUUGGGAACCAUGGCUGGAGGCGCCGCCGACUGUGUCUACUGGGAACGGGUGCUGUCAGAGAGGUGUCGUAUAUAUGAACUGCGAAAUCGAGAGCGCAUUUCAGUGGCCGCCGCCUCCAAACUCUUGGCUAACAUUCUCUACAACUAUAAGGGGUUCGCAGAGAGACCGACACUUCUUCACCAGUUUGUCAUCUAUUUGUUCAUCUCUUAUAGUAUGGGUCUGUCGUUGGGAGUCAUGAUCUGCGGCUGGGAUGAGAAGAAGGGUCCGUCGGUCUUCUAUGUGGACAAUGACGGCCACCGUAUGCCCGGACAUCUGUUUAGCGUCGGCUCCGGCAGUACUUAUGCUUACGGUAUUCUGGACUCUGGCUAUCGUUGGGAUAUGACUGAUGAGGAGGCGUACGACUUGGGCCGCAGAGCCAUAUAUCACGCCACACAUCGAGACGCCUACUCCGGAGGAAUCGUUAGAGUUUAUACGAUCAAAGAGGACGGUUGGAAAGUGAUCACCGAAGAGGACAGCAAAGACUUGCACUAUAGAUAUCUCGCGGAGAAAACCAAAUGA